This is a messenger RNA of Tilletiopsis washingtonensis, 1364 nucleotides long. RefSeq names its product Ribokinase-like protein. Lineage: Eukaryota; Fungi; Basidiomycota; Exobasidiomycetes; Entylomatales. The transcript has 8 exons. The record is from RefSeq and is a predicted model, not a curated record. Bases 39 to 1163 code for a protein of 374 amino acids.
CUCCUCAAGCAAAGCGGCACUCUGACUCUGCGAUCAGCAUGGCGUCGUCCUCAAGCGAUACGCCGCGCGCCACGCUGGCAGCUGAUCCGCUGGUGGGCACGCUGGGCAUGUUCAUCAUCGACACCUUCCGCGUGCUCGACGAGGCCAGCGGCGCGGAGAUGCGCGACCCGCUGCAGCGCGGCGAGCAGAUCGGCGGCGGCGGCGUGUACUUUGCCGUCGGCGCUCGAGUCUGGCUGCGCCCAGAGCGCAUCCUGGGCGUCAUCGAUGCCGGGCCCGACUUUCCCGCCGCGCUGCGAAACACGCUCGAGGCCUUCAAUGCCGCUGCCGGCGCAUCGUCGCCCAGCCGAGGAGGCAUGUGGGCCUGGCGCUCGCGCCCCGACGGCACGACGCGCGCCGUGAAUGUGUAUCGCGGCCAACACCGCGGCUUCGAGUACCUCUCGCCGCGCCUGCGUCUCGAGCCGAGCGACAUCGCCGCCUGCUCGCCGUGCGGCAGGCUGCCGCGCUGGCUGCAUUGCAUCUGUGCCCCAGACCGCCUGCUGGCCAUUGUGGCGCAGCUGCGCCAGCUGCGGUCCGACGACAUGGACGCGCAGCGCAUCGUCUGGGAGCCCAUUCCCGACAGCGCCACGGCGCAGAACCUGCCGGCGCUGCUCGAGGCAAUGCGGCAUGUGCACGUCGUCAGUCCGAAUCAUGACGAAGCCGCGGCCUUUCUCUCGCACCCGCCCGACACGCUCACGUCGCGCGAGGCCUGCACGGCGCUCGUCGAACGGCUGGGCGCCGCGUUUGCACACGCCUCGCCCGAGGCAAAGGCGCCGCUGAUCUGCGUGCGCUGCGGCGCGUUGGGCGCCGUGGCGCUGGGCGCACAGGGCGUGCAGGCCGUCCAGGCGUGGCACCGGCCGGAGCAGGCGGCGAGCGUCGUGGAUGUGACGGGCGCAGGCAACGCCUUCCUCGGAGGCCUCACUGCCGCCCUCUCCGAGACGGCACCCGACAUGCUGCCCGUCGAUCUCCCACAAGGCGCGAUCCGGCACGCACUCAGCUGCGCUGCCGUCUCGGCCUCUUAUGCGCUCGAGCAGCUCGGCCUGCCCUCGCUCUCCUCGGGCUCCGCCGAACGGUGGAACGGCGACGAGCCUUCGGCGCGGCUGCGCGAGCUGGAGGGGCGACGGUAGAGAGCAGGCAGCAAGUGUUACUUUUCUCAUGACGUAGCAGGUCGUAGCGGCACACGGAACAGCGGCAGGGCCCGAGAGAGCGAGAGGGAGAGAAGAGAGAGCGCAGAGUAUGCUGCGCGUCUCCUCUCUGCUACGCGCGGACGCGGGGCGUGGGGUGAAGUUCAAGCAAGAGCGAGAAGAAGGCGCGCAAAGGUGGAUGUG